AUGGUAGAGUGUACCAAAGAGAGACCAAAUAAAGCUAAUACAGAAAAGAUAGUAGAGUGUACUAAAGAGAGAGCAAAUGAAGCAAAGGGGAAAGGAAAGGAGACAGCAAAUGAAGCAAAAGAAGAAGCAAAGGGGAAAGGGAAGGAGACAGCAAAUGAAGCAAAAGAGACAGCAAAUGCAGUAAAGGAGAGGACACCUAAAAUGUCUGAACCAACCAGGCUAUCUGUGCAACAAGAAUUGGAGCGAACUGAUUUUCUUCAACAGACGGGAGAGAAAGUGGUGAACAUAGCGCAGAGCGCUGUGGACAGCGUAAAGAGCAAACUCGGAAUUGGUGGUGAAAGGAACAAGUGA
Molecule: messenger RNA, 351 nt
Organism: Pistacia vera
Lineage: Eukaryota; Viridiplantae; Streptophyta; Magnoliopsida; Sapindales; Anacardiaceae
Product: late embryogenesis abundant protein, group 3-like
Exons: 2
Coding region: 1-351 (116 amino acids)
Source: RefSeq, a predicted model, not a curated record